UACCUCCCUAACCUACCUACUACCUACCUGAUCUGCCCCGCAACGUCGCCGAUGCGGGAGAACACGCUGUGACGGAGUGCAGCAAACGGACGUCGAGCAGCUACCCGGCUGCGUCUUUUCAGUUUUCCGGCGCACGCUGUGCUGUGUGCGUCUCUCUGCAGACGCUCAUGCUCUAUUGAGCGACACGACAGCUGCAGCCGCUUGUAGCCCGCCAUCAUUUUUUCUAUCCACCCUUCUCAGGCAUCAUGAGCGCCGAUUUGAACGAGAAGGCGCCGGACGCUGCCCCGGACGCGGCGCCGUCCGGCCGGGGCUCCAGCCACGGCGAUUCCACCGAGAACAACAAGGAAGCCGCCCUAGAUCUCUCCAAAGCCGACAGCAAGGUCGCCCAGGAGAAACAUGACGCCGCGCCCGAUCCGUUCGCCCAUCUUCCCGAGCGGGAGGCCAAGAUCCUCAAGGACCAGGUCUAUACCCCUGACAUCAAGGUCGGCAUGGGGACCCUCUACCGUUACUCCUCGCGCAACGACCUCCUCAUCAUCUUCGUGGCUGCCGUCUGCGCCAUCGCCUCCGGCGCCGCCCUGCCCCUGAUGACCGUCGUGUUCGGCAACCUGCAGGGCACCUUCCAGGACUACUUCACCCCGGGUUCCAAGACGACGUACGACGAGUUCACCAGCGAGCUGUCGAGGCUGGUGCUGUACUUCGUCUACCUGGCCAUCGGCGAGUUCGUCACCUCCUACAUCUCCACCGUCGGCUUCAUCUACACGGGCGAGCACAUCAGCGCCAAGAUCCGCGAGCACUACCUCGAGAGCUGCAUGAGGCAGAACAUCGGCUUCUUCGACAAGCUCGGCGCCGGCGAGGUCACCACCCGCAUCACAGCCGACACCAACCUGAUCCAGGAGGGCAUUUCGGAGAAGGUGGGCCUGACGCUCUCGGCCGUGGCCACCUUCGUCGCCGCCUUCAUCAUCGGCUUCGUCAGCUACUGGAAGCUGACGCUGAUCCUGCUGAGUACCGUGGUGGCCCUGCUGCUCUGCAUGGGCACGGGCUCACGCUUCAUCGUUAGGUUCUCGAGGCAGAACAUCGCCGCCUAUGCCCAGGGCGGCUCAGUUGCCGAGGAGGUCAUCAGCAGCAUCCGCAACGCCGUGGCCUUCGGCACCCAGGACCGCCUGGCCAAGCAGUAUGACAGCCACCUCAUCCGCGCCGAGACCUACGGCUUCAAGCUCAAGAGCGCGCUCGGCGUUAUGAUCGCCUGCAUGAUGACUAUCCUGUACCUCAACUACGGCCUGGCCUUCUGGAUGGGUUCCCGCUUCCUCGUCGACGGCUCCGUGCCUCUGAGCAAGGUCCUGAUCGUAAUGAUGAGCGUCAUGAUCGGGGCCUUUAACUUGGGAAACGUCGCUCCGAACCUCCAGGCGUUCACGACCGCGCUGGGCGCCGCGGCCAAGAUCUACAGCACUAUCGACCGCCAGUCGCCGAUCGAUCCGUCCAGCGACGAGGGUGCCAAGCUCGACAAGGUGGUUGGCACCAUCCGCCUGGAGCGCAUCAAGCACAUCUACCCCUCGCGUCCUGAAGUCGUCGUCAUGGAUGACGUCUCGCUCACAAUCCCGGCCGGCAAGACCACGGCCCUGGUCGGCGCCUCGGGAAGCGGAAAGUCGACCAUCGUCGGCCUGGUGGAGCGGUUCUACUCGCCGAUUGAGGGAGCCGUAUACUUGGACGACGUGGAUAUCUCGACCCUCAACCUCCGGUGGCUGCGUCAGCAGAUCGCGCUCGUGUCGCAGGAGCCCACGCUCUUCAGCACCACAAUCUACGAAAACAUCCGCCACGGUUUGAUUGGGACGAAGUGGGAGAACGAGAGCCCCGAGAAACAACGGGAGCUCAUCUACGAGGCGGCGAAGAAAGCCAACGCUCAUGACUUCGUCACCUCGCUCCCGGAAGGGUACGAGACGAACGUGGGCGAGCGCGGUUUCCUGCUCAGCGGCGGCCAGAAGCAGCGUAUCGCCAUCGCCCGUGCCGUGGUCUCCGAUCCCAAGAUCCUGCUGCUCGAUGAGGCGACCAGCGCGCUGGAUACGAAAUCGGAAGGCGUCGUGCAGGCUGCCCUAGAGGCGGCAUCGGAGGGUCGCACCACCAUCACGAUCGCGCAUCGGCUGUCGACCAUCAAGGACGCCCACAACAUUGUUGUCAUGUCCCAGGGCCGCAUUGUGGAGCAGGGCACGCACGACGAACUGCUGGAGAAGCGCGGCGCGUACUACAACCUCGUUACCGCGCAGGCCAUCGCGGCCGUCAACGAGAUGACGGCCGAGGAGGCGGAAGCCCUGGAUAAGGAGGCGGAAGCGGCUCUCAUCCGGAAGGCUUCGACUCGCAACAAGGAAAGCGGAGCCGGCGCGGUGCCCCAAGAUCCGGAUGACGACAUCCAAGCCAAGCUCCAGCGCAGCCAGACGCAGCAGAGCGCCAGCUCGGCGGCCCUGGCCGCGCGGACGGCGCAGGCUCAGAAGAAGUACAGCCUCUGGACGCUGAUUAAGGUGAUCGCCAGCUUCAACAAGGAGGAGUGGAAAUUCAUGUUGAUCGGUCUCUUCUUUUCUGCCAUCUGUGGCGGCGGCAACACGACGCAGGCCGUGUUCUUUGCCAAGCUUAUCAGUGCUCUUUCGGAACCAGUCACCGAGGCAACGAUCCCGCACAUCCGGUCCGAAGCGUCGUUCUGGUGCCUCAUGUACCUGAUGCUCGCCAUUGUCAUGUUCAUCUCGUUCGUCUCGCAGGGCGUCGCCUUCGCCAAGUGCAGCGAGCGACUGAUCCAUCGGGUCCGCGACAAGUCGUUCCGGUCCAUGCUGCGCCAGGAUGUCGAAUACUUCGACCUCGAUGAGCACUCAGCCGGCGCGCUCACCUCGUUCCUGAGCACAGAGACGACCCACGUGGCCGGCCUCAGCGGCUCGACCCUCGGAACGAUCAUCAUGGUGACGACGACCCUGGUCGCCGCGUGUACGGUGGCGCUCUCCAUAGGGUGGAAGUUGGCGCUCGUGUGCAUUGCGACCAUGCCCAUCGUUAUUGGCUGCGGGUUCUUCCGCUUCUGGAUGCUGGCGCACUACCAGCGGCGCGCGAAGCGUGCCUACCAAGGCUCGGCGAGCUACGCCUCGGAAGCGAUCACGGCUAUUCGCACGGUCGCCGCGCUGACGCGGGAAGAGGACGUCCUCGCGCAGUACAGGAGGUCGCUUGCGGUGCAGCAGCGGGCCAGUCUCAUCUCGGUUCUCAAGUCCAGCACGCUGUACGCGGCCUCGCAGUCGUUCAUGUUCUUCGCCUUUGCCCUCGGCUUCUGGUACGGCGGCACCCUGAUUGCGAAGUACGAGUACACCAUGUUCCAGUUCUUCGUCGUCUUCUCGUCCGUCAUCUUCGGCGCGCAGUCGGCAGGGUCCGUCUUCAGCUUCGCGCCGGACAUGGGCAAGGCGGUCGAGGCGUCGCGCGAGCUCAAGACGCUCUUCGACCGCAAGCCGGUGAUCGACACGUGGUCGGCCGAGGGCGAGAAGGUCGAGGCGAUCGAGGGCCACAUCGAGUUCCGCGACGUGCACUUCCGGUACCCGACGCGGCCGGAGCAGCCCGUGCUCCGGGGCCUCAACCUGAGCAUCUCGCCGGGCCAGUACGUCGCCCUCGUGGGAGCGUCGGGCUGCGGCAAGUCGACGACGAUCGCGCUGCUGGAGCGCUUCUACGACGCGCUGUCGGGCGGCAUCUUCGUCGACGGCAAGGAGAUCAGCAGCCUCAACGUGAACGAUUACCGCAGCUUCCUCGCGCUGGUGUCACAGGAGCCGACGCUGUACCAGGGCACGAUCCGCGAGAACAUCCUGCUCGGGGCGCCGCACGAGGUGUCGGACGAGCAGAUCACGUUUGCGUGCAAGGAGGCCAACAUCUACGACUUCAUCCUGUCGCUGCCCGACGGCUUCAACACGGUGGUCGGGUCCAAGGGGGCGCUGCUCAGCGGCGGACAGAAGCAGCGCAUCGCGAUCGCGCGGGCGCUCGUGCGCGACCCCAAGAUCCUGCUGCUCGACGAGGCAACCAGCGCGCUCGACUCGGAGAGCGAGCACGUGGUGCAGGCGGCGCUGGACAAGGCGGCCAAGGGCCGCACGACCAUCGCGGUGGCGCACCGGCUCAGCACGAUCCAGAAGGCCGACAUCAUCUACGUCUUCGACCAGGGCCGCAUCGUGGAGCAGGGCACGCACGUCGAGCUGAUGAAGCGGAACGGGCGGUAUGCCGAGCUGGUGAACCUGCAGAGUCUGGAGAAGCACAGGUGAUUACUAGAUCGUCUGGGGGUUGCUGGUGAAGGGUGGAGAUAUUUGCUGGCGUUGGGGACAUAGACGGCGGGCAGACUUGAAACCCGAUUGCAGGAUAUCAUCUCGGUGGGCUGUUUUGAGUAAUAGGC
Thermothielavioides terrestris NRRL 8126 is the source of this 4393-nucleotide messenger RNA. RefSeq lists its product as uncharacterized. The coding region runs from base 246 to 4265 and encodes 1339 amino acids. Gene Ontology annotation, molecular function: ATP binding; ATP hydrolysis activity; ABC-type transporter activity. The record is from RefSeq and is a predicted model, not a curated record. NCBI's taxonomy places the organism in Eukaryota, Fungi, Ascomycota, Sordariomycetes, Sordariales, Chaetomiaceae. Gene Ontology annotation, cellular component: membrane. Gene Ontology annotation, biological process: transmembrane transport. The transcript is spliced from 2 exons.